UUGAAUGCAUUUCUCUUGAAUCGAAUCAGAGAGAGCGGAGGGCCACUGAUCCAUGAUCGCAAUCUCGCUUGUAUACAGUGAUCCACGAUUGGAUUCGAGUUGUUUCGGGGCGUAAAUGCCUGAAAUCUGAAGAAGAUGGAGUUCGACGAUGACAAUGACACCAAUAACAAUUGCAGUGCGAUGUGGGAGUGGCAAGGAGACGAAUUUAAUCUGCAGAUAGACACUAGAAACGAGUUGUCUCACUUGUUCUGGGACAAAUUAAGUCAAAGUGAAGAUGAUUUGUGGUACACUCCGAUCAAAGAUUGCGCCGAUUUCGGACACUCGUCGCUCUCCGAUCUUAGAGGCGAAGCGGCUACCAAGACAUUGGAGGGCGGUAGGGACUCCCUGCAACCCAAAAGAAGGCGCAUGCUGCAGUUCACUUCUGAUACUAGUGAAUCUCCAAGCGAACAAACGAAGGUGACAGUGAUGGAAGAUGAGGUUGUAGAGAGUUUAGAGUGUACUGCCCAGUGGACUUCAGUCUUCUCUGAAGAUAGUUCUGGGUUGAACUUUGAAGGUCUGGAUCAACCAUCAGAUGGGUGGCUAGUAGAUUGCUUGAAUGACAGUGAGAUUAAGUGCAGCCCUGAUGAGAUGAACACUGUUGUGGCCUUCAAUCAACAAGCUGAUAUUUCUGCUUUUCAUCUGUCUAUAGAGUAUUAUCAAGAUUUGCCUGCAAUGCAGGAGACUCCAGCUCCAAUUAAUCUGGAGGAUUUGAAGGACACACAUGGUAAGAAGUCUGGUAUCAGAAGCCCACGAAAGCUGACCACUUCAGUUGCGUAUCCCUUUGCUCUUAUCAAGCCUUGUGGAGUUCAUGGGGAUCUUACUUUGAGCGACAUAAAUAGACGCAUUCACGCCCCGCCACCCUCAAAGUCGAAGCACGAGAAGACUGAUCUGUAUCCAACAUCGGCUUUUUCCGGGAAACCUGUGGUUGUGAAAACAAAAAUCCGCACCGAAGGCGGACAAGGUAGCAUCACGAUCAUGAGAACCAAAGGCUAGUAACCCGUCGUGCACACACCGCUUCGAUGUUGGAUUGCCGCGUAAGCUCCGGCCAGGUUUUGUAGAAAAGUUUGCUGCUCUUAAGUCUCAUCUAGGUGCUGCAUUUGUCACUUGGAAGAAUUUGGUGAAGUUGGUUGUCCUUUGGGGGCUUAUGCUUCACUCCUUCAGUUGAUAAUUAGUGCUUAUCCUACUCUUUUUGAACCAUGUCUAAUUAAUCAUGAGGAUUUCUUUUUAAUAAA
Zingiber officinale is the source of this 1271-nucleotide messenger RNA. Its product is annotated as protein XRI1-like. Gene Ontology annotation, biological process: male meiotic nuclear division; female meiotic nuclear division. The record is from RefSeq and is a predicted model, not a curated record. NCBI's taxonomy places the organism in Eukaryota, Viridiplantae, Streptophyta, Magnoliopsida, Zingiberales, Zingiberaceae. The coding region runs from base 136 to 1032 and encodes 298 amino acids. The transcript has 9 exons.